CAGCUGGGAGCUAACUAGUAUUUACUGCAGAGCCUUAGGAGCCCUUCAGGGCUGGCAAUGGGUGGGAGUUGGUUCCAAAGACAACCCUCUAGACCCGUGUCCACACAGAUCUGGCUUCCAGGAAGUUGGUGACGGUGAGAUUAAGGGUGGAGACACUGUCCAGCUCGCCACACUUUAGACUUUUCCAACCUUUUCUGUCCACGGGUUAAUUUGUGACUCACGGGAGGAAGAAGAGACAAAUAUUCCCCUGAGGCAGGGAGGAGGCCACACCCACUUUUCCCGGUUAAGAAGAUUUCACCGGAGCCCUCAGAGAAUCCCAUAGGAUCUGGGGGAACAGGUCGGGUCCGGAUCGCUGAGACUCACUAACAACUGUCCCUGGUGGAGACAGACCCUGGGCUCCCUAGCAGCUGCCAAGGCCUGACACUGCGCUUGUAAAACUGCAUUUGGCCAAUUUGAGACGAGUUGGAAGAGAAGAAGGUAAGGAGGAAGACAUGACGGAGGAGGCAGGCAGAUCUCUCCAAGUUCGAAGUCAGCCUGGUCUACAGAACGAGUUCCAGGACGUCCAGGACUACCCAGAGAAACUCUGUCUUGAAAACCAAAACAAAACUAAAUGGAAACAUUAGUGGUGAAUGUGUCUUGGGACAGGAAGUAUUAUACCACCAUCGAUGAAGGCGAUUAUGAGUAUGAUUAUGAAUUUUACAGCGGACUACCACUGGAUGACCCCGUAGACUACCCAGCUGGCGGUUACAUCUCCAGUGAUGUCUACUUCAUAAGUCUGCUUCUGCUGUAUACAGCCAUUUUCCUGGUGGGUGUGCCAGGCAACGCCAUGGUGGCUUGGGUGACCUGGAAAGAGUCCCGCCACAGGCUGGGGGCCUCUUGGUUCCUGCACCUGGCCGUAGCUGACUUGCUUUGCUGUGUGUCUCUGCCCUUCCUGGCUGUGCCCAUCAUCCGAAAGGGUGACUGGCCAUUUGGGGCAGUAGGCUGCUGGCUGCUGCCCUCAGUCACUGUCCUGUCUAUGUACGCCAGCGUGCUGCUCCUGACCGCUCUCAGCGCUGACCUCUUCCUACUGGCUUUCAGGCCCUCCUGGAAGGCAGCUGACCACCGGACACUCUCAGUGCGGGUGGCCCACGUCUCUUCCUGGAUGCUGGCCCUGCUGCUCACGGUGCCCUCUGCAGUCUACCGUAGGCUACAUCAGGAGUACGCCUCUUCCAAGCUUGCAUGUGGCAUAGACUACAGGGGAUCAUUGGCGGCAGAGGCCACCAUCACUGCUGUUCGAUUUCUCCUCGGCUUCCUAGGGCCAUUGGUGUUCAUGGCCGUUUGCCACGGCAUCCUCCAACGGCAAUUGACCCGACGUCACUGGCCACUGGGCACAGCUGUCGUGGUGGGGUUUUUCGUCUGCUGGACCCCUUACCACAUCCUGAGGAUCAUAAUUGCGGUAGCUAAGCCAUUCUCCUUGUUCCUUUCCCGGGUCUUGUUUGCUGAGCCUCUGGUUACAGGCCUGGCCCUUGCUCACAGUGCUCUCAAUCCUAUAAUGUUUUUGUAUUUUGGAAGGAAACAGCUCUGUCAGUCACUCCAGGCUGCUUAUCACUGGGCCCUGAGGGAUCCGCAGGAUGAGGAGACUGUGGUGAGCAAGGAAUCCACCAUCCAUGAGGUGAUAUCUGAGGUGGUGCUGUAGCCAAGAGGGAUUUGAACUGCCUAGGCCGGUUCACGAUUGUGCAGCUUCAGGCACGCCUGGGGCCAGGAGCUCAGUGACAGCUUUGUUCUUCAUUCUGAUGGGGAAGUCCUAUGUAUAUGUCAAUAAAGCACUGUUGGGCCAAUAGGAAUUUAGAUAGUUGGGACUAGGAGUCCAAGAGGACUCUGGGAAGGAGAAACACAAGAGAGUCAAGAUGUAAUG
Molecule: messenger RNA, 1894 nt
Organism: Mesocricetus auratus (golden hamster)
Lineage: Eukaryota; Metazoa; Chordata; Mammalia; Rodentia; Cricetidae
Gene: C5ar2
Product: complement component 5a receptor 2
Exons: 3
Coding region: 611-1675 (354 amino acids)
Biological process (GO): positive regulation of cytosolic calcium ion concentration; inflammatory response; complement receptor mediated signaling pathway
Cellular component (GO): plasma membrane
Molecular function (GO): complement component C5a receptor activity; G protein-coupled receptor activity
Source: RefSeq, a predicted model, not a curated record